Messenger RNA from Pedinophyceae sp. YPF-701, 2646 nucleotides. NCBI's taxonomy places the organism in Eukaryota, Viridiplantae, Chlorophyta, Pedinophyceae. The record is from the annotation of a GenBank genome assembly.
AUGCCGUCGCAGCCGGGCGACGAGGCAGUCGGGAAGGCUCCCCCGUCGGCCAGCGUCCCGCGGCGUACGAACGCGGCGUCGUUCAACGAGCAGCUCGUGGCCCCGUACAAGAGCCCCGAUGACUCCGAGGAGUCCCUCGCCCCGACCAAGUCCGGGGGCCACGUCACGCGGUUCGAUGGCUCGAGCGUCCUCAGCCCAGGUGCCUUGCACGGGCUGCGCGUGGCGGAAAAGCGCUCGCGCAGGGGCAGCGUGGACGUCUCGGGGCGGCGAGGGAGCGACACGUCGGCCCCGCGGGGCAGCAGCCUCCACAUGCGCCGCGUGGGGCCGACGGCGGGGAGCGAGACCGUGCCCUCGAUUGCCGAGCUCGGUUCCGCGCCGGAGAUCGAGAAAGAGGGUCUGCCUGCGGGCAGUCGGGACUGGAGGCACCGCUCGUGCGUGCUCGCGUGGCUGGCCAACACCGCAGGGCUGCUGCUCCACGCCGUGCGCGUCAGGCCGCUCAUCGUGCUCUGGAGCAUCCUCGCCACGUGCGCCGUCCUCGCCGCGCUCCUCGUCCCGGUCCUCCUCGUCGUUGACAACCAAAAGGCCAACAACAUGACGGAAGCGCGCAGCAUCGCGACCCAGGAGGCAACAGACCUGACAGAGGUCCUGACGCUCUUCUUCGCGCCCACGGAAGCCCUGGCGUCCAUCGUGGCGUACGGCGACCUCCCGAACCCCGACAUCUCCCUCCCGCAGCUCCCGGACCUCUACGACACCGUCCUGCGCGGCGGCGCGACGCAACGCGUCAUCGCCAACCUGCAGCUCGCGCCGGACGGGAUCGUGGCCGCGGUGGAGCCGCUCGAGGGCAACGAGGCGAUCAUCGGGUUCAACAUCAUCGACGACGAGCGGCAGCGCGCCAGCGCGCUCGCGCAGGCCGCGAGCCGCCGCAUGUCGAUCGUGGGGCCGUUCCAGCUGCAGCAGGGGGGGUUUGGGGGGCUCGCGCGCGUGCCGGUGCGCGUGCGCCUGACCCCGGCGAACGCCGCGCGCGCGGACAUCCGCGUGCGCGCGGACGGCACGCGCGAGGCGUCGUUCGCGCAGCCGCGCGUCGGCCGGGGCGGCGCGUGGGACGCGGUGUGCGCCAAGUCGGCCGCGCGGGUCGACGCCGCGACGGGCGAGCUCGCGCACGCCGGCGCGCCGUGCUUCAACUACUGGCCCGUCGACGAGCAGGAGAACACCGUGUUUUGGGGCUUCGCCACCGCCCUGUUUCUCGCAGACCAACUCCUGUCGCAAACGACGCUGUCGGCGCUGCCGGAGGCCGGCAUGCAGUACCGGCUGUUCCGCGUGUUCGGCGACAGCGAGAUCACGAUCGCGCAGAGCGACGACUUCGGCGGCGCGUCCGUCCAGGUCGACGUGGCGCUCCCCGGGGGGGGGGUGUGGUUUCUACAGGUCGCCGAGUCCGACGGGGACUUCCAGCCGGGCUGGUGGGUCCCCGCGGUCGUCGCGGUCGUCCUCGUCGCCGUCGCGGCGGGCCUCGUCACGCUCUGCGUCCUCGCCGGCAACGUCGGCCACCGCGAGCUCCUCUGCCGCAUGAUGCCGCAGCGCGUGAUCGACGCGGUUCGCCGACGCGGGGAGUACCGCGAGAUGUUCCCGGCGGUCGUCAUCAUGUUCGCGGACAUCGUGCGGUACACGCAGCUCAGCGCGCAGCUCUCCGACGCCAGCGAGGUGCUCUCCGUCCUCAGCGAGCUCUACAGCCAGUUCGACACGCUGUGCGAGAUACACGGCGUGUUCAAGCUCGAGACGAUCGGGGACUCGUACGUCGCGGUCGCGGGCGCCGAGCCCGGGCAGCCGGACCCCGCCGACAACCUCCGCCGCAUGGUCAGCCUCGCGAUGAACAUCUCGCGUGUCGCCGAGUCCUAUCGUCGACCGGACGGCAAGCCGCUGCAGCUGCGGGUCGGGAUCCACGCGGGCCCCGUCGCCGCGGGCGUUCUGGGGCAGAAGGUCCCGAAAUUCACGCUCAUCGGCGACGCGAUGAACGUUGCGGCGCGGAUGGAGUCGAGCGGGCUGCCGGGGGAGAUACAUGUGUCGGACGCGGUGGCGAGGGUGGUGCCGGAGCUGGUGUACGACCCGCAGACGGCGGGCGCGGUGCCGCCGAUGCCGUGGCACUUGAUCAAGCGGCUCGACGCGGAGGGGCACCCGUUGUUCGUGAAGGGCAAGGGGUAUAUGCAAACGUAUGUGGUGAGGUUCGGAGAGGAGCGGGGCAGCGGGAAGGAGUGGCUGGCGGUGGCGGCGGGGGAGAACGGGGACGCGGUGGGGAGCUCGGUGUUCACGACGAGCGGGGUGUCGCGGCACGCGCCGAACAGCGCGGCGAUUGCCGCGCUCGCACGCACGCGGGCGCACAGCGGUGACGUGCGGAGCGCGUCGGCGGCGGCGAUGAGCCGGCUGCGGUUCGGGGCGUCGGCGGCGGUGGUGAACGGCAUCGGCGCCGCGUCCGGGCACGUGGCUGCGCGGGAGGAGUCGGCAGCGGCAGAGCAGCGACUCACCGCCGAGGUGAGGAGGCACGCGUCGCACGCCACGCCCGUGCCGGCGGCGGUGCGGAAGGCCGCUGCGUCGCGGUCGCACGUGCUGGAGAUGGGCGGCGACGCGCGGAAGCGGAGCGCGAGGCGGAGAUGA